CUUGCUCCUCCUUGCCUUCCACCAUGAUUGUGAGGCCUCCCAGCCACAUGGAACUGAUGAGGAGCUGGAAUAUCGUGGGGACAGAGGCCUCAGAGAGCCACCCAGUGAGUCCACAGCAGCUAUGGACAGUCCCUGAGGGGGAGGGUGUGCCUGCAGGGGGCGUGGCCCCAUGCGCCCGCCACCUGCAUGCGCACUGAGCCGACCAAUCAGCGAGGAGCGCGGGCAGCCAGGCCGGCUGCUGCUCUCGCGAGAACCGAGGAUCCAGGCCCUCAGAGGAGCUUCGUGGUGCCAGCCUCUGCAGGUCCUCUGAGGGAACAACAUCAGGGCUCCCUCAGGCUCAGAGGUCGCCUCUAGCUUCCCAGGACAGCCAGCCAUGGAGCCCGUGAGCAGGAAGCACAGCAGGAGGGCUGCCAAGGACCAGUCGGAGGUUCAAGUUAUGGCCACCCAGGAAAUGGAGCUUGCAGGAAAGGAUCCAGUAAGUUAUGAGCAUGAGGAAAGAAAACCUGUUACAGAGACAAAGGAGGGAGAUGUAACUGAUGAGCAUGGGGAAAGAGGAUCUUUUGCUGAAACAGACAAACACACGGGGGUUGAUACCAAGGAGCCAGAAGAUAUUGCAGCUGACAUUAAAGAGGAUCUUGCUGCAAAGAGAAAAAGGAUUGAAAAGGUUGCAAAAGCUUGCAGCGAAAUAAAGAACAGAAUUAAAAAUAUUUUGAGAACAACACAACUAAAAAGGCAGAAACGUGAUUAUAGAAUUUCUCUGAAGUUGCCGAAUGUCCUUGAAGAGUUCAUCACAGAUGAGCAGAAAGAUGAGGAAGGAGAAGGAGAAAAGAUGAAAAUAUUUCAAGAGCAACAAAAGAGGUGGCAACAAGAUGAGAAAGGAACUGAAAGAGAUUGAGCCACCGCACGAGCAAUUCACAAAGUUUUUAGGAGAUCAGCGACAAAUCUUUAGUGGAAGGCAGAAAGUCUAUCAGUCCUUUCUGGAUGUCUUUUUUACGUGUGUUGUUUCAAGAGUUUUAGUUAAAUAGGAAGUAGGCAAAUGUAACUACUGAGUAUCUCUUUUGUUUUCUGCUGUAAUAUAGGAGUGUUUUAUGGCGUAUUCACUUUCAAAAUUAUUAGUGACUAGUAAUGGUUUUACAUGACAAUUUGUAAUCAUAAGAGAUGGUUCAGAUGUAUAACAGAAUGGGAAAGCCAGCAGAUUAUUAACACGUUGUGAUUUGUGAAUUAUCUGCUGUCGUACAGCACAUUAGCAAAUUGUCAUCGGACAAUGAGCUCUUCUUCAUGUAGAUGUGUAUUAUUUAGGAAACAAUGGAAUUCCCUUUUGGGAGGUAAGAUAUUCUUUUUAGUAAACUUGUGAAAAGACACGUUCAUAUGUCACUCCUCUACACUGACUGAGAUGUGUUAAAUAAACUGGGAAAAGAGUUUGAAAAUAAAAUUUUCAAGCAACUUGAGGAUUAUGUAUACACAAAACAGUUAUUUAUAUAGAAGUCACAAGUGGAGAACAUAUUGCGAUAAUAUUCCCCAGAAACCAUUUAUUAAUUGGUAUGAACAUAAGACUAGAAAAGUUUUCCUGUCAAUGUUAAUGCUACAUGUUACCACUUAGGUAGGAACUUCGGUAUCAUCUUGGACUCUUCUGAGUCCAUUAUCUUUCCCAUGCAGUUUUCAUGAGGCAAGUUUUACCUCUGCAAUGGUCCUUAAAUUUCCUUUUUUAAAUUGCCACUGAGGCAACCCUAGUUCAAGACCUCAUUCUUCCUUGCUCGUACUAUUAAACUCUUUUCUGAGUUCUCUCUUCUCUUCUGAGCCACCCUUCAUUAAUCAGAAAUACUAUCUUCCUAAAACCUUUCCCUUCCUAAAAUGCUUCUAGCCCUUCCCUCUUCCCAGCCUGUCAAUGGUAUCCACAUGUCAGCUCUUAGAUAUUCAGAGACUCUCCCCUUUACAUUACCCCCUCUUAGGCUUGUUUUGCCGCCUUCUGUCUUUCUUCCCGCCUCUCCAGGUUGACAGCCUUCUCUGAACGACCUCUCCAUUACUCUCAUGCUUUGCUCUUGCUCUUCCCUCACAAUGCUUCUAAUAUCUUUUUUUUCUUGUUUUUGACCAAUUGAAAUCUUUUGAUUUCAAUCAAAAAGUGGACAUCAGUCUCCAUUUUUGGCUACAUGUCCGAGUGAGUUGCCCUUCCAUAGCAGUUACGUAAGUUUUGUAUUAAUUUUUUUAUUCGUGCAUAUUUGCUCAUGUCACAGGAAUAUGGAAGAGAUUGUGUCUUCAUUUUUUUACGUCUUCCUUAGCAUUAACAUACCACAUUUUAGGGAGUAGGAACUGUUGAAC
Molecule: messenger RNA, 2316 nt
Organism: Symphalangus syndactylus (siamang)
Lineage: Eukaryota; Metazoa; Chordata; Mammalia; Primates; Hylobatidae
Gene: FAM9C
Product: family with sequence similarity 9 member C
Biological process (GO): meiotic cell cycle; spermatid development
Cellular component (GO): synaptonemal complex
Source: RefSeq, a predicted model, not a curated record